AUGUGGCACUUAAGGUUGUCAAGCACGUCAUUCGACCCAAGGGUGGUUUAUGAUGGACACCCUACAUUGUUUACCAUCAAGCUACAUCAUGGAGGUGAGUUCACAAAGUUUCCAAAUGUCAACUACAUUGAGGGUACUGUGACGUAUGUAGAUAUGGUGGAUAUAGAAGAGUUUUCUAUUCACGAGAUGGAUGCGAUUAUGAAAGGGUUAGGAUACUCAGUUCCUCCGGUUAUCUACUAUCAUUUUCGAGUGCCAAAGGGAGACAUGCAUUUUGGGCUACGGGCCCUGGGAAAUGAUGAUGAUGUCCUCAAUCUUUCCCAGUAUGUGAAGGAGCAUAAACUGAUAAGGGUUUACACCGAGCAUGGUAUUACUAACUUGCUUACUUACUUUAUGGCUCCUAAACCUGUAAGAAAAGUUAUUAUUGAGCAAUUAGAGGAGAUCGAUGAACAUCAAACCCCACCAACUAAUAACCAACCCAGUGGCAUGCCACAAACAUGCAUACCACCUGUGAUAGCAAAUGAAGCUGCUUUAGCCUUGUCAAUAUCCCCUGAAUAUAAUAAAAAAAGGGAAUUUAUCAAGGACAAACCAUUAUCAUCAUGUAUUAAGAAAUUGGUGAUGGAUGAUGUUAGUGUUGAUAGGAUUGGUGGGAAUAAGGAUGAUGCAGAUAAUGAAAUUGACCACGGAUUUAAUGAAUUUGAUGAGGAAUGUAAUGAUAUUAACCGGGAUUUUAAUGAAUUUCAUGAGGCAUGUAAUGAUAUUAACCAGGGAUUUAAUGAAUUUGAUGAGGCAGCUAAUGACUUUGAUAUUGGAUUGUACCAACAGAUUUUACAGUCUAAUGAACAGAAUGUAGAUGAUGAGGUUCAUGAAGGUGAGGAAAAUACAGUUAAUAAGGAAGUCACUGAAGAAGAGAAUCAUGACAGAAAUGAAAUGAAUGAUGAGAAUGUAGAGAUGAGAGAUUUUGCAGUUGAUGAUGGAAGUGAAGAUAACAUAGAGAUUGAUGAAGACAAUACUGAAAGAAGUGAUGAGAGUGAGGACAGUGAUGAUAGUGAUUUCUGGGUGGAUGAAGACAACAUCAUCCCUGAUGUAGAAGUAGACAUGAGGGAUUUUUACAUGAAUAUAGAUCUUGAAGCAGAAUUUCUUGAAAAAAGAUUACCAAAGCAUAGAGAGAAUGACAGUGAUGAGGUCAAUGAAGAGUUGGGUGUUAUAGAUAAUGAUCAAUGGGAUUCAUUGGAUGAGGGUUCUGAUAUAGAUAGGAAAAGAAGAGCUGUAAUAAAGGAAUUGGGGAAGGAGACUAGGUGCUCUCAAGGUGAGAUACACAAGGUAACUUUUAGGAUAGGACAAAAAUAUAAAAAUAAGAAGGAGUUAAAGGAAAAGAUACAAUUGCAUGCACUGGAAACAAGAAGGAAUAUAUUCUUUGUGAAAAACGACAAAAUGAGGUUAAGGGCAAUCUGUAAAGGAACUGUGGCCUUUAAUGAUGGUCAUGUCAGUGAACCUACCCCUUGUCCUUGGGUGAUACAAGGUUCUAGGUCAGAUGUAAAUAGUAAUUGGUUCAUAAAAACUUACAACCACGAACAUAAAUGCCUCCAGACAAGAAAAGUUAGAUCUGCAACAGCAAAGUUUAUCUCUAAGCAGAUAAUGGACCAGAUUGAAUCCAACCCAACAAUCCCAGUCAGAGCUCUUCAAGAACAACUUCAAAAGGAUUAUCAAGUUGGAUUCUCUAUUCACAAGGUAUUCAGGGCCAAAUCAACUGCAAAAAAACUUGUCCAGGGUGAUUACAAAAAGCAAUAUGAUGUUCUUAGAGAUUACAUCCUGGAGUUGCAGUCUACUAAUCCAGAAACCACUGUGAAGUUAGAGUUUGAUUCAGAACCCAACCUAAGUGCUACCUCAAGAAGGUUUAAAAGGAUGUACGUGUGUUUGGGUGGAAUGAAAAAGGGCUUUAGAGCUUGCCUGAGGGAUUUUCUAGGUUUUGAUGGGGCAUUUAUGAAGGGCCCUUUCCCAGGACAAAUUUUAACUGCAGUUGGGGUAGACUCCAACAAUGGAAUAUACCCCCUAGCUUAUGCCAUUGUUGAGACUGAGAACACUGACAGUUGGAAGUGGUUUCUAGAGUGUAUUGCAGAUGAUCUGGACCUACAUGCAAACUCAAACUUCACAUUUAUAAGUGACAGACAAAAGGGAUUGCAGACUGCCAUUUCUCAGUUGUUCCCAUGUGCUGAGCACAGGUUUUGCCUUAGGCAUAUACAUGACAAUAUGAGAAAAACAUGGAGAACUAAUGAGUACAAAGAACACUUGUGGAAUUGUGCUACAGCAACAACAGUACCAGAGUUUAAUCAUAGGAUGCAUCAAUUCAGCUCAUAUGAUGUAGAAGCUUAUAAUUGGUUGAAGCAGAUUCCCCCACAACAUUGGGCAAGAAGCCACUUCACAGGCAGAGCAGUUUCAGAUAUGCUUCUAAAUAAUCUUUGUGAAGUUUUUAAUAGCAAAUUGAUUGAGGGAAGGGACAAGCCACUGAUAUCCUGCUUGGAGUACAUUAGGGAGUAUAUGAUGAAAAGAAUAUGCAAUGUCAUAAAGUACACAGUUAGGUGGAAUGGGUCAGAUAAAUACCAAGUGCAAGGGCCAUGGCAGGAUCAACAUGUUGUUGAUAUGGUUGAAAGAGUAUGCAGUUGUAGGAAGUGGGAAUUAACAGGACUCCCUUGUAAGCAUGUCAUUGCAGUCCUAAAUGACAAAGCAGAUAAUGGUGAGGAAGUUGGAGAACUGCACACUUAUGCCCACAGGGUGCACUGGCUAGAAACAUGGAAAGCAGCUUAUGUGUACAAAGUAGAGCCUAUUAAAGGUCGAGCAAUGUGGCCUAUAAGUGAAUGCCCAAUUAAAAUCACCCCUCCUAUACACAAAAAUCAGCCUGGAAGGCCAAAGAAAAAGAGGAGGCACUCUGCUGAGGAGAAAAGCCAGAAGAAGGGAGACAAUGUUGCUAGUGGUAGUGGGAGUCAAAGCAAUAUUGCUAGUAGGAGUGGAAAGCUUACAAGAAAGUUUAUCCAAGUAACCUGCAGCAAGUGUAAAAUUAAAGGGCACAAUGCUAGAACUUGCAAAGGCCAAGGGGGUAAGUGA
This is a messenger RNA of Lactuca saligna, 3099 nucleotides long. NCBI's taxonomy places the organism in Eukaryota, Viridiplantae, Streptophyta, Magnoliopsida, Asterales, Asteraceae. The record is from the annotation of a GenBank genome assembly.